Molecule: messenger RNA, 2119 nt
Organism: Carica papaya (papaya)
Lineage: Eukaryota; Viridiplantae; Streptophyta; Magnoliopsida; Brassicales; Caricaceae
Product: chaperone protein dnaJ GFA2, mitochondrial
Biological process (GO): protein refolding; response to heat
Cellular component (GO): cytoplasm
Molecular function (GO): ATP binding; heat shock protein binding
Source: RefSeq, a predicted model, not a curated record
GAAUUCAAUCAUAUAUAACAAUGUUAAAUAUUUUCGUUCUCAUUCGUUUCCAGUAUCAUUUUGUUGCUAUCCUUCUGUCUCUCUCGCUCUCCAUGCUUAUUGCAGUAACUCAAAUUUGGAGUUGUUAGAAGAUUUUUUUUUUUUUUUCUCGUAGAAGUUGAUUUUGUUUCUUUUCCGGUUUGCUCUAUCUUAUUGAGUGAUUGAGUUUAUGAUAUGAAGAAUAAUCUAUUAGAGGAUAUAAAUGAGUUUUUAAGUUGAAAUUUAGGGUUAUUACUUGUUCCAAUUUAAAGUCUGAAGUUAAUUGAUCUUCUCUAAACAAUUCUUGGUUUGUGCGGCAAUAAUCCAUCUUUGAUUACCUAGCUAAGUUAAUCAGGAGAUGGAUAACGUUGCGCGUUUUUGGCUGUAAAUAGGAAUCUCGAUUUGGUGUCAUUUCUAUAUGAAGGUUGGGAAUAAAAAUGGGAUGUCUGUGGGUUUGGUAUGCACUCCCGCGCUUAAGGAAGUCCUCUACGAACGGAAGGUAAAUUAGAAGAAACAAAGCUGCUCGCAAAUGGUUCCUUCUAGUGGCAUCAGGUUCCUUCACUGGAUGGCUUGUCACGCUUUCUCUUUGCGUCUUAUUGAAGAUUCCAGAAAUUUACUAUAUAGAGCAGUAACUGGAAGGAGCUUGCGGGGAUUUAGCACUGGGUUUUGCAGCAGCUCGCGCAGAGUUUCUGGGAGUUACGAACCAAAAAAUGCUAACCAUAGAAACUGGCUACCCUUAUGGUUUUUUAGUGCAAAUUCGGGUGUGACAAGGUCAAUUCACUGUACUGCUUUCGCGUUGGCAAGGGAUUAUUAUGAUAUACUUGGGGUUAGCAAAAAUGCCAGUGAAGGUGAAAUCAAGAAGGCCUAUUAUGGGCUCGCAAAACAACUUCAUCCGGAUAUGAAUAAAAAUGAUCCUGAAGCUGAGAAGAAGUUUCAAGAAGUCUCAAAGGCAUAUGAGGUCUUGAAGGAUAAGGAGAAGCGUGAACUUUAUGAUCAGGUUGGCCAUGAAACAUUUGAACAGAAUGCCGGCAGUGGCUUCCCUAAUGACUCAGGAUUUGGUGCUGGAUUUAAUCCAUUUGAUAUCUUCAGUAAUCUAAAUAAUGAUAUCUUCAAUAUGUUCAGGCGUGAUAUUGGCGGCCAGGAUGUAAAGGUUUUGAUUGAGUUAUCGUUCAUGGAAGCUGUUCAAGGAUGCAACAAAACUAUUUCAUUUCAAACAGAGGUGCCUUGUCAAGCUUGUGGCGGGCAGGGGAUCCCACCUGGUGCCAAACGCGAGCAAUGCUGGAACUGCAAUGGCCUUGGGAUGACAACCAUGAAAAGAGGCAUGUUUAGUUUUCAGAGCACGUGUCAUAAGUGCGGUGGAACUGGUCAAGUUGUAUCAAGCAUCUGCAUGUCGUGCAAGGGAGCUAAAGUAGUGAGAGGACAGAAGUCAGUUAAACUGGAUAUCAAACCAGGAAUUGAUAACAAUGAUACAAUAAAGGUUAAUAGAUCUGGUGGAGCAGAUCCUGGUGGAAGUCAACCUGGUGACCUAUAUAUUACCAUCAAGGUCCGUGAAGAUCCCAUCUUCCGUAGAGAAGGUGCUGACGUCCAUGUAGAUACUGUUUUGGGUUUCACUCAGGCAAUUCUGGGUGGAACUGUCCAAGUUCCGACUCUCACUGGUGAUGUUGUAGUAAAGGUCACCCCUGGUACUCAACCAGGUCAGAAAGUAGUCCUCAGGAGUAAAGGGAUUAGAGCAAGGAAUGGCAUGUCAUUCGGGGAUCAAUAUGUGCACUUCAGUGUCGGCAUCCCUACGAAUCUGACACAGAGACAGCGAGAAUUGAUUGAAGAGUUCGCAAAAGAAGAGCAAGAAGAAACUGAUAAGCAUGCAGCUGCCGGAUUAUCUAAAUAAACACCAAAGAAACCAAAAUGGUUUAGAAGAUGGAUUAGGAAAAAAGAAGGAACAGAGAAGAGAAGCAGUUAGCUUCUGUAAUGAGCAUCUGCUUUGGAAAUUUGGGGUGCAAAAAUUGUUUUGGAACUUAAAAACUGUAUUGGGUCUGGCGUAACAUAUAUCGUAGCAUUGCCAAUCGACUCGCUUUCUAAUAAAUUUCUCUCGUUCUAUUGUAAA